GUUGAUUGGAUAUGGAAUUCCUGNGAGAAAUCAACGGUCGUGCUGCUGAGGAUUUGUUUUUAGGAAUAUCCACUGAUAUUCGUUCGGAACAAGCCAUCAAACAGGCCAUGAAACAAAUCAACGAGUGGAAUGGUAACAAAGGUGUAGAUAUUCUAGUCAAUUCAGCUGGCGUAGGUUACAGUGCCAAAUUGAUCGACGGAGAUACGGAGUCUUGGAGAGAAAUGUGGGAAACCAAUGUAUUGGCACUAUCUAUUCUUACCAGAGAAGUUAUUCAAGACAUGAAAAGAAGAAAUGUCGAUGAUGGUAUAAUUAUUCACCUAAGUUCCAUGGCAGCUCAUCGUCCUAUUGCCUUGUCUUUCUAUUCCGCUACAAAAGCAGCAGUCAAGAUGUUGGGAGACUGUCUUCGUCAGGAACUGAGAGAAGCCCAUUCCAAUAUUCGAGUAGCUAUGGUUAGUCCUGGACAUGUUGAAACAGAAUUUUAUGUCCACGUGGGAGGUGAAGAGUUUGCCAAUAAUUUGUAUCGAUCGAUGAAGUGUUUGGAACCCAAAGAUAUUGCAGAUAGCAUUGUUUAUAUAUUAUCUUGUCCUAGUUUAGUGGAUAUUCAUGAUAUAUGGAUGAGACCUAGAGAUAUGAAAUUCUGAAUAUAUAUAUAUAUAUCUAUAUAUAUAUUGCUAGUAA
Messenger RNA from Galdieria sulphuraria, 678 nucleotides. Its product is annotated as formate acetyltransferase activating enzyme. Gene Ontology annotation, molecular function: oxidoreductase activity. The coding region runs from base 12 to 641 and encodes 209 amino acids. NCBI's taxonomy places the organism in Eukaryota, Rhodophyta, Bangiophyceae, Galdieriales, Galdieriaceae. The transcript has 2 exons. The record is from RefSeq and is a predicted model, not a curated record.